AUGCCACAACAGUACUUGUCCCACCUGGUAAGAAUCUGGCUGCUACUGAGCCAAUUUCCCAGUGAGAUCCCAGCCCAUAAGGACAACGACGUAAUUAAGGCAUGCGGCCGCGAGUUAGUCCGCCAACGUAUCUGGAUCUGCGGCUCGGUCAACUGGGGGGAAAAGGCUCUCCAGCAAGUGCGGCAACUUCGGCAGGCACCUGAAUCACCUACAGAGCUUGCGUCAUCCUCUGUCAUCGAUACAAAAACCUUAAAUACAAUAUUGGAACACAUUCCUAAUCUGUCACAGGAGCUGAAGGCAGCACUGUCUGGGAGGCAGUCAUCAUUACAAGAGCUACAACUUGCUCUGGAAGAUCCAAAUCUUACCUUGAAAGAAUUGAAGGAAAUUCUUCUUAUUGGACAAAAUGAAGCUGAAGACAAAAGUCUUUCAGAAUUAGAAAGCUCAGGCUUAGAUAUGCAUUACCGAAAAAAGAGACAGUAUGUAAACUUCAGUGAAAAGUGCUGUAAUGUAGGUUGCACCAGAAAAGAGCUUGCUUCAAUAUGCUGAGAUGGAAGUAUUGUGUAUUUCAUCUACUGUUUACAUGAUUCUUGAUGACACAUUAACU
Molecule: messenger RNA, 604 nt
Organism: Ailuropoda melanoleuca (giant panda)
Lineage: Eukaryota; Metazoa; Chordata; Mammalia; Carnivora; Ursidae
Gene: RLN1
Product: relaxin 1
Exons: 2
Coding region: 1-546 (181 amino acids)
Cellular component (GO): extracellular region
Molecular function (GO): hormone activity
Source: RefSeq, a predicted model, not a curated record